UUUUCCUUACAGAACUCUGCAGAACAGGGGCUGCUCCAGAGCCUAAACUUCAGUGUAACAUUUACAAACAGCUUUAUGAAAAGCUUGAGCAAAAGAAUUCAUCCUAAGACAGAAAAAGCCGCUUCCCUCCCCCCUUUUUAUUUUGGAAUCACCAAAAAUUCCUGUUCCUCCAGCAAGCAGCCCCAGUUCUGAGCCAGAUCCCCAUGGAGGCCAGCGAGAGACCAUUGUGCACAGCAGCAAGAAACCAAGAUGCUCCUUAAGGAAAAGAUCCAUGCUCGGGCCGGGUGAUGGAGCACUGCAGAUAAGAGUUCGCCGCUGAACAGCCAGCCAUGCAAUAGGAGCCCAUGCUUCCCACCGAGGAGUGACCCUGGUGUGUGCCACACAGCCCAGAGUGCUGCAGGGAGGAGACAGGACAUGCACCGAAUCAGCUGCCUUCUUUCGGGACUCGCCUUCAUCCUCAGUGCCACCAGCACAGACAGUUUUGCCCGGGUGGGCCGCAGGACCUGCGCUGCGGAGCCGCGGAGCCGCACAACUGCCCACACCGAGUCCCACGUGCAGCCCGUGUACCUGCCCUACCUCACCACCUGCCAGGGCCACCGCCUGUGCAGCACCUACAGGACCAUCUAUAAGGUUGCCUACCGGCAGGUGUACAAACAGGUACCGCAGCCUGUGGCCUCGUGCUGUCCUGGCUGGAGCAGAACCAGCAGCUAUGAGCUCAGCUGCAACACAGCUCUGUGCCAGAUGCCAUGCCAGAAUGGUGGCCGCUGUGCCUUCCCUGGAAGAUGUGCCUGCCCACCCGGCUGGAUGGGGCCUUCCUGCCAGACAGAUGUGGACGAAUGUGCCAGCCAGAGCCAUGGGUGCAGCCAGCUCUGCGUCAAUACAGCUGGGAGCUUCCACUGUGCAUGCCGGGAUGGCUUUAGCCUCGCUGCUGAUCACAAGGCAUGCCAGCCUGUGGUCCCACACCCCAAGCCAGGAACCUUCAUCCAAGCAGAUCCUUCCAGUGAAGUGAAGGAAGAAAUGAAAGACCUCAAGAGCAGAGUGGAAGCACUGGAGCAGAAACUCCAAUUGGUGCUGGCUCCCUUCCACAACCUCAUGCCAUCUGCACCAGAGGACGUUGGCACAGACCCCAUCAGCCGACUGUCCCACUCCCUCCAGCAACUGGACAGAAUUGACUCCUUGAGUGAGCAGAUCUCCUUCCUCGAGGAGCGGCUGGAGACUUGUUCCUGCAAGAAUGAACUCUAGCUGAGCAGCCAAAGAACCAGAACAGGCCGACUGCAUCUGUGGCUUGUCUCUGUCUCCAGUCCCAGGCUGGAGCCAAAGACGCAUCACCUCCAGUAAGACACAGGGUAGAAAGAGAAGGCUGGUUUCCCAUCAGCAUCUCCAGUAUUUUCUCUUCCAACUCACCUUACCAAAGGUCAUGAAGCUACUUCCAAACUGGACUUUUAAACCUGAGCAUCUCACCCCACUCCUGCUGGAGAGGAAGAAAAUAAAUUCCUUACCUCUUGCCAUUAGCAGUUCCUGUCUGGCUGUGCCAGAGACUGGUUCUAAACGA
Coturnix japonica (Japanese quail) is the source of this 1552-nucleotide messenger RNA. It is a transcript of the gene EGFL7, whose product is annotated as EGF like domain multiple 7. Lineage: Eukaryota; Metazoa; Chordata; Aves; Galliformes; Phasianidae. Gene Ontology annotation, cellular component: extracellular region; cell surface. Gene Ontology annotation, biological process: anatomical structure development. The record is from RefSeq and is a predicted model, not a curated record. Gene Ontology annotation, molecular function: signaling receptor binding; calcium ion binding.